Messenger RNA from Arachis stenosperma, 1855 nucleotides. RefSeq lists its product as uncharacterized. The transcript is spliced from 6 exons. Lineage: Eukaryota; Viridiplantae; Streptophyta; Magnoliopsida; Fabales; Fabaceae. The coding region runs from base 1 to 1719 and encodes 572 amino acids. The record is from RefSeq and is a predicted model, not a curated record.
AUGACAUGUUCCAAAGAAGUUGUUCUUAGAGUCUUCAAUUAUGCCUCAGGCUAUUUCCAUCUUCUCCUCAAUCAUGUCUCAACCUCUUUUCAGCUUCUCUUCCUCUUCCUCUUCUCCCUCGCUAUUUUUCUCCUCACCUUCUCAACCUUCACUGGCAGAUUCCCCUUAAUCCAAAGAGAUCAGCAAUAUGAAUAUGUGUUUUCUGAAGACGACGAAGAAGAAGAAGAAGAAGAAGCGCAACAAGGAUAUGGUCACCAUGCUGAGAAGGUGAGAGAUCAUGUAGCAGCAUCAUCUGCAGACUCAAUCCAUGGCAGGGAAACCCUUUUGUUUGAGGAGCCUCAGAAAAAGCAGCAUUGUUCUUAUUCUGAAGAGUUUGCAACCCCCCGAGAGAGCUUGAAUGAGCAAGACUCAGAAUUUAUAGGAAGAAAUGCUGAUUCUGUUUCAAACUCUGUCUCAUUUGCAAGCAGACCAACCUCUACUAUCACCAUGAACACAUAUAAAUGUAACAAAAACUCCCAAGAUGAACGUGUUUGUGUUGGAAGAACAACAAAGAAUAAGAAGGUGCAGGAGGCAAAGCUCACCAGGGAUGAUAGGUUCUUUAUUUUUGAUCCAACCCAUCAGUUCCAAAAUAAGAAGCUGACUGUUGAAGAUAAGCAUCAUGAUGAUGAUGAUGAUGAUGAUGGUGAUUCGUGCAUUGAUGGUUCUAGUUCUACACCUAGGGUCUCCUCUGAAUGGAGGAGCUCCAUUCAUUUCAAGGAUUCUGAGACAGAAGAAGCAUUGUCUUCAUCAUCUAGAAGAAGUUGCCCCAAGUGGGAAUCAUAUACUUUGUUCCAAAAAUAUGAUGAAGAAAUGUCCCUCUUAGACAGAAUUAGUGCCCAGAAACUUGAGGAAACGGAGUAUUUAAGAUCCAUGGAAGCCUCUCCAAGAUCAAUUUCAGAGCGUAUUGCAUCAAGUGUGAAGAAGAAAGCAGGUGAUAUAGGUCACAAUAACCCAUAUGGGGAACUAGAGGCCGCUUAUGUUGCACAGAUUUGCUUAACAUGGGAAGCUCUUAAUUGGAACUACAAAAACUUUGAAUCAAAACACGGCUGGCGCCACGAGGCUGAUAGCGGUUGUCCUGCCAGCACAGCACAGCAAUUCCAGCAAUUUCAGGUAUUGCUGCAGAGAUACAUUGAGAAUGAGCCCUAUGAACAUGGCAGAAGACCUGAGAUUUAUGCUAGGAUGAGGCUCUUGGCACCAAAAUUGCUUCUAGUCCCACAAUGUCCAGAUUGGGAGAAUGAUGAAAAGCAUGGGAGUAUGGAGAGUAGAAUAUCAUCAGCGUCAUUCCUGAAGAUAAUGGAGGAUGGGAUCCGAACAUUCAUGAAGUUUCUAAAGGCUGACAAAGAGAAACCAUGUCAGAUGGUGGCCGCUUACUUUUGGAGAAAUCGGAGAAUCACGGUUGAUCCAACACUCCUCCGCCUAAUCAAGAAAGUUAAUCAAAAGAAGAGGAAGAAGGUGAAGGAUGUUGGGUUGAGGAAGAGAAAGCUUAGAAAGGGUGAAGAAGAAGAGAUGGAUGUGUUAAUGGCAAUGAUAGACUUGAAGGUGGUGUCGAGGGUGCUGAGAAUGAAGGAGUUGAGCGAAGCGCAGUUGCAUUGGUGUGAACACAAGAUGAGCAAAGUUAGAAUCGUCGCAGGGAAGCUUCAAACAGAUUAUUCCACUCCACUUUUCUUCCCUUCAAUCUAAUCCAUGCAAACCAAGUGACACAAAUUUAAUUUAACCAACACUAGCUUUUAGUUUUGUCUACUUUUGAUUUUAUCUGCAUCAAAAGAAGAUUAAGAGAAUAAAUAAGUUACAGUUACAACUUACACAUUAGACAAUU